GCUAACAUGUCGUUCACAGGUUUUACAGUAAGCGUUCCCAUCACCGUACCAAAAUUCGACUGGGAAGCAAUUCUAUUCUCCGGCUCGCUACCAGUCGUCAAGAACACACCGAAGUGUACGGAUAAAGUGAUAACAGAGUUCUGUAAAGCGCGACCACCAAAUAUUUGCUUCGAGGAGAAACUGAGUAUGUUCAUGAUGAAAACUCAAUAG
This is a messenger RNA of Anisakis simplex (herring worm), 210 nucleotides long. The record is from the annotation of a GenBank genome assembly. Lineage: Eukaryota; Metazoa; Nematoda; Chromadorea; Rhabditida; Anisakidae.